UUAAAUUGGAAUCCUCCUUUAGGUCACUCGGCCAUAGCUUUGACGUUCUAUGGGGUAGAACAUCUGGACUAUGCUCGGACGCUUACCGAAAGGGGCCGAUGACCUUUAUAGUAAGCGCAGCCGCGACCGCGUUUAGCGCCACUCCGCCGAAUAAUCGUCUUUCGUUCAUCGCAACAGCUCUCAUAUACGUACGAUCCCCACUCUUUUCGCACGAACAUCCUCUUCUCGGAGUCAUUGCAUCAUGGCGGCGGAACAGAGAAAGCUGCUCGAGCAGCUCAUGGGAGGUAAGCUAGCUCUAAGAAAAAUGGCGCAGCUCAAACCCUAGCUAAUAGAAAUCUUCUCGUAGCGGACCAGCUCAUGGGCACUGGUGCUCCCUCCCGCAACGCUCAGCUUUCUAUUACCGAUGCCAAAGUCUGUCGCUCAUAUCUCGUCGGCACAUGCCCGCAUGAUCUCUUCACCAAUACCAAGCAAGAUCUUGGCCCUUGCCCUAAGGUGCAUAGUGAAGGUCUGAAGACGGAGUACGAGACAGCUUCGGCGGCGGAGAAGGCAAAAUGGGGCUUCGACUUCGAUUACAUGAGAGACAUGCAGAAAUACAUUGAUGAUUGUGACCGGAGAAUUGAUUCCGCACAGCGGCGGUUGGAAAAGACCCCGGACGAAAUCCGACAGACAAACAAUCUGCUCAAACAAAUCUCUGAUUAUACCAAAACGAUCAACGGCGGUCUGCUUGAGAUUUCCGUCCUAGGCGAAACCGGCGCCGUUGCGCAGGCAUACAAUGAAUUGCACAAGAUCCGCACAGCCAAACACCAGAAGGAAACGUGCGAGCGCGAAUUGAAGAAUCUGCAGGAUACCUCUGGCCCGUCUGGUCACCAGAAGCUGCAGGUAUGCGAUGUUUGCGGCGCAUAUCUGAGUCGUCUCGAUAAUGAUCGUCGAUUGGCGGAUCAUUUCUUCGGUAAAAUGCACAUGGGUUACUCGGACAUGCGCAAGACGUUUAAGAAACUCAGCGAGGAGCUCAAGGGCAGACCACCACCAGUUCGCCAUCACGACGACGAGGACGGUGGCUGGGGUGGCCGCUCGGGUGGUGGUAGAGGACCUCGGUAUGGUGGUGGUGGCGGCUACAAGAAGCGUGGUGGACGGUGGUGAUAAUGGUGGCUGUUCACUACUCUUCUUUUCUUUUGCUGCUGGAUUCGCAU
Molecule: messenger RNA, 1190 nt
Organism: Aspergillus pseudonomiae
Lineage: Eukaryota; Fungi; Ascomycota; Eurotiomycetes; Eurotiales; Aspergillaceae
Product: LUC7 domain-containing protein
Exons: 2
Coding region: 358-1140 (260 amino acids)
Biological process (GO): mRNA splice site recognition
Cellular component (GO): U1 snRNP; U2-type prespliceosome
Molecular function (GO): mRNA binding
Source: RefSeq, a predicted model, not a curated record